Molecule: messenger RNA, 657 nt
Organism: Penicillium antarcticum
Lineage: Eukaryota; Fungi; Ascomycota; Eurotiomycetes; Eurotiales; Aspergillaceae
Exons: 2
Coding region: 1-657 (218 amino acids)
Source: RefSeq, a predicted model, not a curated record
AUGGUUCUUGGAGUAGCCAUGAUGGCGACAAUGUUGCCAACCAUGAUUGGGUUAAACGAAGCUACCCAAGGUACACGUCAACAGGAAGAAAGCCGAAAGUCCUCACAUCGCAAGCAACGAUGUAACUUGGUGGCCACAUGCUCUCUCAGCCAGGGCACAGAGAGCCAGCGCGAACAAGUCCAGAAUGCCCGUGUACAUGUGGGGCGAGACGGGAAACUCUAUAUCUCCAAAAAGCCCAGCUCCGCUCUGUCUCCUUUCAAUGGUGGCUUUUACACCCACCCCGAUUUCCCGCCUGACAAUACAGCCGGCGUGGUAACCAUUACUGGAGAAGAAACACCUACCUUGCGAUGGGUAUUCUUGGAUGCUAACACGCAUGAGAUGCGCUGGGGAGGGCGUCCUGACAGUGUAGGCCACGUAUGUGGGCCCUUCGAUUGGACAAACGACGAGUUAUACAUGACGCUGGAGGGAUGGGAAGGGUGGCUAGCGAUUCGGUUGCCUGAAGAUGACAUGCGGGAUCAAGCGGAGACAGACCUCGAAAUCGGCGAUGGCCGCGAGAUUUGGCGCUUGUAUUUUGACCAGCAUGAUAAUGGAGCCGGUCUUCCGCCCGGUUCCCAAGGACUGGAGAUUCGCCUUAAGCGAAUUAUGGCGGAGUCAUGA